Molecule: messenger RNA, 2756 nt
Organism: Cetraspora pellucida
Lineage: Eukaryota; Fungi; Glomeromycota; Glomeromycetes; Diversisporales; Gigasporaceae
Source: the annotation of a GenBank genome assembly
AACCAAAAAGAGUAGGAAAUGUAAAAAUAGAACGUAGCCUUCAUCUAACUACGUGGACUGUACCAAUAUCAAGUCCUCCAUCGUUGGGAGAUGAAAGAGUUCCCGGAUCUGAUAUAGUCAUACCCCUUGGUAUGGGUCUACUGUUUUUAAGUGGUCUUUGUACAUUAUAUGUGAUCUUUCGAACUGUAUCUCGAUGGAAAACAACUCAAAGAUCUUUACCAAUGGCGUUGAGAGUGCCUUUUUAUAUUGCUUUGUCAGGCAGACCUUGGCCUGAAGAUGAUUGCCGAUUAAUUGGAGGCGCAACAUUCUUCUUAGUAGCAUGUAACAUGAUUCUAGUAGGAUCAUUGGCCAUGUUAACAUUUUUAAGAAUAUGUAGAAAAUGGUAUAUCGACUUGGGAAAAUACGAUUAUAAAUUAUUUGCCUUUCUCAUUUCAUUAUCUUUUGUCCUUUCUAUGGUCGGAAUUCCAAGUUUUGGUUCUAGUAAAUAUUGGUGUUUCACCAAUAAAGGUAGCAUGAUAAUGCCAAUAGUAACUUUGGCCUUAAAUUUUACGAUAUUGGCAAUUACUAUAUUCUGUUACGCUAUGACUUUAAGAGAAAUAAAUUCAAUUCAAUUAAAAAAAGAACGAAAAGCAACAAGAUUUGAUACUGUUACUUCGAACAAUAAAAAGAUUGAACCUAUUGUGGUCAGAAAAAUUAUUGGUUAUGUUCUUAUUUUUAUUUUUCAAUGGACUCCUUCCAUGAUUUAUGUCUUUGGUCAAAUAAUCGGCUAUGAUGAAAUGUGGGUAUAUUUAGUAACCGAUGCAACUGUAAACUUGGGUGGUAUAGGCAACAUGAUUCAAUAUAUAAUAAACGAAGGAUGGCGUAAUGAUCCAAAUUCCAACAUUAAUGAUGAUGAACUGUCUGCCGUUAUAGUUCCUAGUCCUUCUACGAUGGAUUUGAAUUCUCCUUCUACCGCUCCUACGAUAAGUUUACCCUUUCAUCACUCAAAAAUAAAGGUUGAAGAAUUAGUCACUAUUAAAAUUGAUCCUAAAUCACGUACUAUUGUACAUGAUUCUCAAAGUGAUUAUUCUUCUUCUCCUACUAUUGUCCCUAGUAUUGCAAGUAAAGUCGAUAUUUUAAAAAAUCAACGAAAAGAUGAUAUAUUAAUGAAACAACAACAUAAAAUCAUUGUUAAACAUAAUGAUGAUGUUAUAAGGCAUGGUGGUAUGAUAGCCAGGCAAACUAGUACCACUAAAGAUACUGAACAAACUUUAAAAACUUUUAGAAAAAGUAUGAAAAAAAAUAAGAACAAUAGAAAUGAUACCGUAAGUUGGCACAGAUUUGGAAGUGGUCCAAAUAGUCGUUCUUCAAUAAGAGGAUUAUUACAAAGAAAAAACACAAUCGAAAUUAUUUUUGAUGAUAAUAUUUGUAUAAUGCAUGGAUUACCUGAAGAAUCCGAUGGUUGUAAAUUAAAAGGAAAAGUAUUGUUGACUAAUAGUAAAAGAUUAAAAGUUAAAAGUUUUAAUUUUACUUUUAUCGGAAAAACAAAUGUUAACUGUGGUCCUUUUAUUUCUUCUUCAAGACCUGAAUAUAACGAAUCACAUACAUUAUGUCGAAGAGAAUGUUUAUUUCCUUCACCAUCUCAAAUUCUUCCUGGUGUCCAUGAAUUUCAAUUUGAAGUCGAUCUCCCUGGUCAUUUACCUGCUUCCUUUAAAGGAACACGUGGAAAAAUAGAAUAUUGGUGUUACGUAACCGUAGCACGUCCAAUGUUUCAUGCUGAUAUUUCAUUAAAAAAACCUGUCAUCAUUCAACGUUCUUUAUUACCUAAAGAUAUAUUAGCUUCUCCAACUACUAUACAAGAUCAUUUAACUACUUUCACCGAAGGUAUAUUAGAUGAAAAAGUUCAAUAUUCUAUUAAUGCUCCAAUAAUGGCUUUUAGGGAAGGUGGGUUGGUUUCCAUACAAUUAGUAUUGAAACCAUUAAAUUCUGAUAUAAUUUUGAAAUCUGUCGAAUACGGUUUAAAAGAACUUGUACAUUAUCAUAAAUCUGGAGCAUAUGAUGAUGUACAUGAUAUUAAUUCAACAAUAAAAGAGGAUAAAUUUCCUCUUGGAAAAAAAUUAAUUACUUUAAACAAUAAUUCUAAUCAAAUUGAUCCUGGGAAUGUGGAAAUUAAUUUUAGAUUAUGUCCAAGAAUUGGAAAUUCUUAUUCAAUUAAUAAUGAAUCUAGGACACAAUCUUUACCAGCUCCUCCUAUACCACCUCUUUCUCGUUCUGCUCCAUCAAAUAAUGAUUUUAGUUUUCAUUUUAAUAGUUUAACUCUCACUGAUACAAAUUUUAUACAAUUACCUCAUUCCGAUUUAAACUUUAUACAAAAUUCUCGAACUACUUCUACCUCCUAUCUUGAUGUAAACGUUCGUCAAUCACAAACUUCUUCUGAAUCAUCUUUUAGUAAUCCAAUUUUAAAUAAUUCCAAUGAUCAUUAUAUUGAAUCAUCACAACAUAUUGGUUUCAAUAAUCAUACUAUUCAAAAAGAAAUAAUUUCUCAUAAAAAAGAAUUAUCCUUGGAAAUUCCAUUAAUCAUAACUACAAAAUCAAGUUAUAAUUAUUAUUCAACUAGAAUUAGUGCUAGAAGUAUGAGUUUGAGAAGUGAUAUGGGUAAUAAUUUAUUAAAUAUUCAAGAUUAUGGAAGUUCCCCUCCUUAUUCUAUGUUAGAAGAACCUCCUGCUUAUAUGUAUGCUGCUUUAGUUCCUCCUCCUCCUCGAUAUAAUCAAAGUUAA